AUGGAGAACGAACGCGGCGAGCUUGUUGACCUCUACGUCCCCCGCAAGUGCUCUGCGACGAACCGCAUCAUCAAGGCCAAGGACCACGCAUCCGUCCAGAUCUCGGUUGGCAAGGUUGACGAGAACGGCCGCUACACCGGCGAGAACCAGGUCUACGCCCUCUCCGGCUUCGUGCGCGCCAUGGGCGAGAGUGACGACAGCAUCAACAGACUGGCACAGCGCGACGGCUUCCUCAAGGGCGUGUGGAGUGGCAGCAGAUAA
Molecule: messenger RNA, 261 nt
Organism: Ramularia collo-cygni
Lineage: Eukaryota; Fungi; Ascomycota; Dothideomycetes; Mycosphaerellales; Mycosphaerellaceae
Product: 40S ribosomal protein S21
Exons: 2
Coding region: 1-261 (86 amino acids)
Biological process (GO): endonucleolytic cleavage to generate mature 3'-end of SSU-rRNA from (SSU-rRNA, 5.8S rRNA, LSU-rRNA); translation; endonucleolytic cleavage in ITS1 to separate SSU-rRNA from 5.8S rRNA and LSU-rRNA from tricistronic rRNA transcript (SSU-rRNA, 5.8S rRNA, LSU-rRNA)
Cellular component (GO): ribosome; cytosolic small ribosomal subunit
Molecular function (GO): structural constituent of ribosome
Source: RefSeq, a predicted model, not a curated record